CUACGUCAUAAAGCAUUAGAUUAGGGCGACGAAUUAGAAAAUACUUUGACACUUUCUACAAUUUUUUAAUUAUUAUUCUAUUUUUCACUUUGUUGCUAUUACUUACACAAAAAUUUGUGUUUGUUUUAAGUUUUAAGCUUUUGUUGGUAUAAAACUUAAAGCAGGAUGUACCCCGUUGGUCAAGCUCCAGCGGGGGACACGAAUGCUGGUGCGGUGAGUGUAGCGGGGGCAGUGACCGCGGCUGCGAGCACGACUGGUGCUGCGCCCGGAGUCCCCAGCACUGCCCCCGCCACCGGAGCGACCGCUCCUGGUGCUGCUGGGGGUGCUGGCGCCAUGAGCCUCGUGUCACCCGCAGCACCUCUGGCAGAUUUACCAACUCUCACAUGCCCGCGCCGCCCCAAUCUCGGCCAUGAAGGAAGACCUAUCAUGCUGCGAGCAAACCAUUUUCAGAUAUCAAUGCCUAGAGGAUUUGUUCAUCAUUAUGAUGUAAACAUACAGCCAGAUAAAUGUCCCAGAAAGGUGAAUAGAGAAAUUGUUGAAACUAUGGUUCACUGUUACAACAAAAUAUUUGGAGCAUUAAAACCAGUAUUUGAUGGCAGGAAUAAUUUAUAUACAAGAGAUCCUUUACCAAUUGGCAAUGACAAAGUUGAAUUGGAGGUUAUAUUACCUGGUGAGGGUAAGGACAGAGUGUUCCGUGUCAGCAUCAAAUGGGUUGCACAGGUGUCAUUGUUUGCUUUAGAAGAGGCUCUUGAAGGUAGAACCAGGCAGAUACCAUAUGAUGCCAUCUUAGCAUUAGAUGUGGUGAUGAGGCAUCUUCCAUCCAUGAUGUACACUCCUGUGGGACGUUCAUUUUUCUCUUCACCUGAGGGGUACUACCACCCUCUUGGUGGUGGUAGGGAGGUAUGGUUUGGUUUCCACCAAUCUGUAAGACCCAGCCAAUGGAAAAUGAUGCUUAAUAUUGAUGUUUCUGCAACUGCCUUUUAUAAGGCACAGCCAGUCAUAGAGUUUAUGUGUGAAGUCCUUGACAUACGAGAUAUUAAUGAUCAAAGAAAGCCACUGACGGACUCUCAGAGAGUUAAAUUUACAAAAGAAAUUAAAGGACUUAAGAUUGAAAUUACUCACUGUGGCACCAUGAAGAGGAAAUAUAGAGUAUGUAAUGUGACCCGACGUCCCUCACAGAUGCAAUCAUUUCCUCUUCAGUUAGACAAUGGACAAACAGUAGAAUGUACUGUAGCAAAAUAUUUCUUGGACAAGUAUAAGAUGAAGUUGAGGUACCCUCAUCUGCCCUGUCUACAAGUAGGUCAAGAGCAUAAACAUACAUACUUGCCACUGGAGGUCUGCAAUAUAGUGCCUGGACAGAGAUGUAUUAAAAAGCUAACUGAUAUGCAAACAUCUACUAUGAUUAAAGCUACAGCACGAUCUGCUCCCGACAGGGAACGAGAAAUCAAUAAUCUGGUGCGACGAGCGAAUUUCAACACUGACUUGUAUGUGAAGGAAUUUGGUUUAACGAUCUCAAACAAUAUGAUGGAGGUUCGCGGCCGAGUAUUGCCACCACCCAAGCUACAAUACGGUGGCCGCGUUUCCUCGCUAGGCGGGCAGCAAGCUUUACCAAAUCAAGGAGUGUGGGACAUGAGAGGCAAGCAGUUCUUUAUGGGCGUUGAGAUACGAGUGUGGGCCAUUGCUUGCUUUGCUCCACAGAGAACUGUUAGAGAAGAUGCUUUGAAGAAUUUCACACAGCAGCUACAAAAGAUAUCAAAUGAUGCCGGGAUGCCGAUCAUCGGGCAGCCGUGCUUCUGCAAGUAUGCGACGGGGCCUGACCAAGUGGAACCCAUGUUCAAGUACCUCAAGAGCACAUUCGUACAGUUGCAGCUUGUUGUUGUUGUAUUGCCAGGGAAGACUCCAGUCUAUGCUGAAGUGAAGCGUGUUGGUGACACCGUAUUAGGGAUGGCGACACAAUGUGUUCAAGCGAAGAACGUGAACAAAACUUCGCCACAGACCCUAAGCAAUUUGUGUUUGAAGAUAAACGUAAAACUUGGCGGCAUUAACUCUAUCCUGGUUCCAUCACUUCGUCCUAAGGUAUUCAACGAGCCGGUGAUAUUCCUGGGAGUGGACGUGACGCACCCGCCGGCGGGCGACAACAAGAAGCCGUCCAUCGCGGCCGUGGUGGGCUCCAUGGACGCGCACCCCUCGCGCUACGCCGCCACCGUGCGCGUGCAACAACACAGGCAAGAGAUAGUGCACGAAAUGAGCAGCAUGGUGCAGGAGCUACUCAUCAUGUUCUACAAGAGUACCGGCGGGUUUAAGCCGCAUCGUAUCAUCAUGUACCGGGACGGCAUCUCCGAGGGACAGUUCCUGCAUGUCUUGCAACAUGAACUCACAGCUGUGCGAGAAGCUUGUAUCAAGUUGGAGGCGGAGUACAAGCCGGGAAUCACGUUUAUUGUGGUGCAAAAGCGGCACCAUACGAGACUGUUUUGCGCUGACAAAAAGGAGCAGUCGGGUAAAUCUGGAAAUAUCCCCGCAGGCACUACUGUCGACCUCGGCAUCACGCAUCCGACCGAGUUCGAUUUCUAUCUAUGCAGUCAUCAAGGAAUCCAAGGCACGUCCCGUCCGUCGCACUACCACGUGCUGUGGGACGACAACCACUUCGGGUCGGACGAGCUGCAGUGCCUGACGUACCAGCUGUGCCACACGUACGUGCGCUGCACGCGCUCCGUGUCCAUCCCCGCGCCCGCGUACUACGCGCACCUCGUGGCGUUCCGCGCGCGCUACCACCUGGUGGAGAAGGAGCACGACUCGGGCGAGGGCAGCCACCAGUCCGCCUGCAGCGAGGACCGCACGCCCAUAGCCAUGGCGCGCGCCAUCACGGUGCACGCCGUCACCAAGAAGGUCAUGUACUUCGCUUAACCGCACGCCGCGCCCGGCCUCCGCCGGUAACGUUUGCUUCGCUCCGACGACCUUGUAACGGCGAUGCAGGUAAUCUUAGUUGAGCGUGCAAAACUGUUGGGGCUUCUCUAUACUUUAAAAUAUUAUCUCCACGCGAAGAUCUCGUACGUUAUUAACUCGUUCGAUUGUCACUCCCUUCUCCGGUUCGAGCAGCAAUUUCCCGAAGUGGGGAGUGACACCGUGAGGUCUUCACGUUUUGAGAUAGAACUCCGCCUAUUUUCUGGUUUGUUCUUGUAUAUAACGGCAACCGUUUCUAUCAAGUUCUGAAUGGCCCCAUUCGCGUUUCAUAUAGUCUAAUUUUAUAAAUGUUGUUUAGCUUUUACGAAGAUAGCUAUCCCAAUAUGAAAGACGUUUCAAUUCUAUGAAGUUUGAUGGAACAAUCGAAAUAAAUCGUUGACAAUUCUUUGAUGUAUAAGUAUAAUAAUAAUCGGAGGAGAGCAAUAAAUAUUACCUCAUGCGUGUAAUGCAUAGUGUUUCCUAUUUGGCCAUCCAUUGACUGGGCUAUUAACUAUCUUCUAUGAAGCAUUUGUAGAAUUCAACUUAAGCUUUUUAAACAAAAUAAAGAAGUGCGAUUAAUUUAAUUAGUGGAUGUGUUAUCGUCAUUUCAAAGUAAAUAAAUUGUUAGUGACAGUGAAAGACAGACAUGCAAAUAAAUAUAUUUUAUGAAAUAUAUAAAUAGGUAUCUACAGUAAAACUUUACAUAAAAGGGUCUCCGUAAACAUAGCUGGUUAAUUUCAAACAUAGUUUAAUAAUAAUGUGAACAUUUUACAAAGCUAUACAGAAACAUUGAAAUCUAACAAAACAUGAGCACUUGAUAGAGGAUUAUUUGUUUUGCUGAGUUUUUGAUAGUGAAUUUAAGCAAAUUCAUAUUUUGUGAAAUCUAAAAACAAACAAGUAUCCACUGUUUUUCAUUAAUCUAUAGUCUUAUAUAUGAUGCUACAAUCAGUGAGUAAUAUUAAGCUGUAAUGCCAAAUAGUCCUCAUUAGGUGUACUAAGCAUAUAAUAAUAUUUAUUUUUCAAUGAUUUAAAUUAUCCUUCAUUUGAUUAUAUUAUGAGCAGUCUAUAAGUACCUUUUUAUUUUAUUCAAUGAACUUCACAGAACCACAUAAAAUAUGCUAUGUAUAUAGUACACAUUUUAUAAACAUGCAACCAAUCUUAAUAUCAGUGUAAAGAAUGAUAUUUUUAUUUUAUAUUUUUAAGUUUAUUUUUUAAAGUAAGAAUUCUUUUAUAAUGUAUUUUUAGCUUUAAGUUGAAUCAACUAAAAGUUGGGAAGAACGUACGUCCUGACUUUAGGGAGUUGGUGACAAAUGUUUUUUUCUGUAAUUAGUGUGAAAGUUAAUAAACUUUUUUAUUAUAAAUUAUGCUUUUUGGUGUUUUAAUUGGUCAUAUGACAGUGUUAUAUUAUUUCAAUAUACGCAUAAUUGCAUGCAAUUAGUAUAGUUCGUAAUUUUCAUGGAUAAUUGGAUUGUUAUUUACUUAUUUGUACGAAAUCGUAAUAUGUGCAAAUCAAAUCGCACUUAAUGCCAUAUUCUAUACAAUGAAUUCUUGUUCUCUAGUACUGUAAUAUAAUACUACUUCAAAUUCAUUUCAUAUUGUAUAGCGAUUUCAAAUUGCCUUUUCGUGUAAAUAAGUGGCGUUCAAAUAAAUAAUCGCCCGGUUAUCUUGUAAGUGGACAAGCUGCUAAAAAUAUCGGAAAUAAAUGUAUUUAAUAUUUUCAAUGAUGUUGUGAUGCAAGGUGUGAUACAUUAAUACGGAUAUGUUCAGGAUCGUUGUACUAACAAUACUAUCAAAAUAAAAUCGAAAAUAAUGAUCAUGUAAGUGAUGCAAGUAGGUAACUUGCGUGACUUAUUAAUAUACAAUUGUGUUCUUAUUGUGACGGCGUUUCCCUUAAUUAUUCUACCCGUCGACGUCAUAUCAUAUACGAUAAGCUAUUACCUAUUUUAGUUGAUAAAGAUUAGUUUUCGCUGUUUAACUAUUUAUGAUUCAUAAUUUUCAGAAUUCAGCAAUCAGUCGCUUACAGUAUAAUUGAAAUUAAACUUUAUCGUUUAUUGAAGAACUAGAUAUUUUUGUUAAUCACGCUGCCCCUUUUUACGUGGCGUUAAGAAUGCUCUCAUUUCAAGUUUCAAGACUAAUACAAGGUGAAAAUAAAAUGACGAACAUUCGAUACCAGCUACACAAUCAAAUAUAUAACUGGGGUAGUGACAGUGUCAACAAUAAUCGAGUUCAGUUUUUAAUUUGUUUUAGUAAGCUUACAAAGAUUUUACUUCUAGCGACCAAGUAAUCAGUGUUAUUAUAUAUCACUUUGCUUUUAGUUUAUUACGUAUUAUGUAACAAAUAAGGGACAUCGACUGUUUACUAAAUUCAAACCCGGUUUCCGAUUAGCCGAUCAAUGUUAAAAUCAAUUUAAUCUCUUGUCAAGUCAUCUGAUUGGUUGACUGAAUUAUCAACAACCAAUCAGAAGACUUGACAAGAGAUUUAACAGGAGAUUAGUUAAUUUUAGCGUUGACAAGCCUUUCAGAAACCGGGUGUCAGUCGAUGCACCUUGUUUGAAAUAGAUAAUUUUCUCAUUUACCCUCUUUUAUUAUUAUCAAUAUGUAUUUGACAUUUUAGCUAAAUGUUUGUGGAUUUUUUUUAAAUAGGUUUGCAACUCAGGUACUUUUUCUAAAGAUCCAUAAUUCUUUGAUUACAAUGAUGCGUUUAAUAUAGCGCAGCUUUCAUUUUAUCUUGAAUACUUGGUAUACAAGUGGUAUUGUAUAUAAGUGGUAAGGUAGCAAAAUGUCUAACCACGCGAUCCGCAAGCUAGUGUCGCCGUCGUAUAUUGUAUCAGAGCUCCGCCUUACACAUCUUCGCAAUCUUUCUACAUUCGUUUGGUGGCACUUUUUCAUCUUUUACAUUCGUCCUUCUAUUUUUGUUGGGAACAUUACGAAGAUGUAUUGAAAAUUAUGAUAUCUGUAUUUUUUUAUAAGGUUAGUUAUAAUUUCCCAUUAAUUUUUUCAUUAAAAUAUUUUUCGUAUUUCAUUAUUUUGGUAGUUAUAAGGAGUUGAUUGGUAGAUUGAUGGAAUUUCUUGAAACUGUAAGUUAAAUCCAGAUUUAUAUCAGCUUUAGUCGUCCAAGUAGAAGCCGUGCACAAAUCAAUUGUCUUAAUUUUAUUUCUUUCUUAGUACAUCUUUUCAGUACUAUAACAAUGUGUUCAAUAUCGCUUUUCUACUCAUUAUUUAAACUAGUCGGUUAAUAUUUUAUUUAAGUGGACAUAAAAGUGGUGAGAAUGCCAAAGGCCUUUUUGAGACUUUGUGGAAGGAUUAUAAUAGAUAACUUUCAAAGUUAAAUACAUUCUCUCCAAAGACUAGCCCAACAAAUCUGUGUGACGGCAUGGGGUCAGAGCUUUGAAUAAAUAAUAGUAUUAUGCACACCGU
Spodoptera exigua (beet armyworm) is the source of this 6356-nucleotide messenger RNA. Lineage: Eukaryota; Metazoa; Arthropoda; Insecta; Lepidoptera; Noctuidae. The record is from the annotation of a GenBank genome assembly.